AAAGAUAUUAGAGUGGCCAUUUCUUUGCUUCAGAGACAUUUUUACUUUUUCUAUAAUUCUUGCACUUCCUUUUUCACUCAAUUAAUGACUCAUUAUUCUUACAUGUUGAGUUAAGCGUUUAUAGUUUGAAGCCAUGAUGAUGCUGAUUUCAUUACUACUUUUUAAUAAAAAAAAAAGGGGGUGCACAGAUGGGGGCGGUAUUGCAUCUGUAACUCAAGGAAAUGCGUCGAAGAAGAAAAUGAACCGGAAGUACGUUUUGUUUUGGUUUUUGUUGGAGCGGGAAAGCUCGGCUAGGAAGCCCACAAAGCACAAGGUGUUUUUACCAUGCCACCCAAGCAGCAAGAUGUGCCCCCAUCUAGCUCCCCAGUCCUCUUCCUGUCUGUGGAUGGUGUACCGAUGUCUUUCUUUCUGCGACCGGGUCCUGUUAAAUGCAAGCUCCAGCCACUCAUCACAGCUGGAGGAGGAGUGCUGUGUAAAAUUCAGCAGCCAGGAGCCAUCCUGCUGAUUGAUCCUGAGGAAAUUAACUCUAUGCCUCCAUCUACUGUUCACUGGUAUGUGUCCACAAAGUAUAUUUAUGACUGCAUUGAGAAAGGGGAGCAGCUGAAUUUAGAGGACUACAGAUUGAAUCCUGAAGUGGUCCAGAGACAACCAGCUAGUCUCAACAGCAGCAAAGACAGCAGUUCUACUCGACUCUCAGGAGGGCGCGUUGCCUACACCUCUGAAGAUGAUGCAGCUAUUUUGAAUUAUGUCAGCAAACGGAAGACGGAGACUGGGGGGAACCGUCUUUGGCAAGAGAUGGAGAAGCAGGGUGUGACCACUCACAGCUGGCAGUCGAUGAAAUCCCGAUACAAAGAUCAGCUGGCUAAAAAACAGGCGGGGGUUGUGGAAGUGGAAAUGGCAGAAGAAGACAACAAGGCGGCAGAGAACACAGAGGUUGAAACAAAUCAGGAGAUUAAUGAUCAGAAACCUUCAAGUGAAAUGGAUGUUGCUCCCCCGCAGACACAUUCAGCAGAAUCAGACUUGACACAGGUACAGCAGAGUCCACAGAUCAGUUCUUGUUUUCCUUGUGUUGGUGUUGACAGAACUGGUUUGGUGUCUCCACAGAUAAGUGUCCAGUGCAUACCAGUACAAACCACACUUGUGGACCCUCAGACAUCAAACUCUCUGAAAGAAGACGAGCAAAAUAACCAACAGAUGGCUGAACAACCAGAUGAAAGCACACAAUCAGAAACUGUGAAAGCUGAAACAUCUCAUUCCCUGCAAACCGAAGAGCCCGGUGCAAACUUACAGACUGUUACUGAACCUGACGCCACAGAACCAGAGAGAGAUGGACCUCAAACUACUUCAUCUCCACAAAAACAAAGCUCAGACGAAGAAUCUCUGUCAGCUCAGCCUGAGUCUUCCCCCAAAACUACAUCUUGUCAAAAACAAGAGGAGAAGCAGAAAGUCUCUGAUAAUCUGGAACAACCACAGCGUCGAGUCACUCGCAGGCAGCUUGAGCUUGAGGCAGCGUCAUCUCCUGAGCCUUAUGGGAAAAAACUCAGAUCAUCCUCAAGCAGUGCUUCGCAACUCACAUCAACUCACCAUAAUAUGAGGAAAACUAAAUCAGUGAAGUCUGGUCCGAAAAGCACAGCAGACCAACCACCCCCCAAGAGAGCCAAAGGAAAGCAUGUGGAAGCAGUGGCAGAGAGUCGGAGUCGACCAGAACAGAGUGAUCAUGAUGCCAACUCUGAACCAGCACAAGCAGAUGAAGCUAAUACAGCACCACAGAAAGCAGAGAAGAGAAAAGGGAAGAGACAGCUGGGGAUUCUGGAACUGGCAACAAAGGAAUUUGAGUCUGACGAAGAUGAUGCUCCAGAUCUCCAAAACCACGCUGAAACUGCAGGCACAUCAGCAGAACUCCUCCCCACUCUUACAAACACAGCUGCAGAUCCUGCUUCUACACAGUCCAUCCCUGAAACUAGACCCAGCCAACAGGGGAAUGUGGAGGGAUCUCAGACCUCAGAUGACAACAGUGUUCCCAACACCGGUUCCCCUCAUCCUGCUGCUGCUGAGCCGGCCGUCCCUGAACCUGUCAGUGCAACCUCAAAGGCCCACCUGUUUAUAUUUGAAAGUGAAUCUCAGGAAGACAAUUCUCAGUCUGUUGACGGUAACUCGUCAGCUGCUCCACCUGGCCUGCGGCCCACCGUAAACAAGGACGUUGCACUGUCUCUGACUCAGAUGCAGCUAGAGGAGGACAAGCAGCGAAUCAGAGAGCUGAUGAAGCAGACAGACCAGGACUUGGUUAGUGUGACCAAAGCCUUAUUAAAGACCAGUGGAGACUUCUCUCUUGCGUUGGACCUGCUUUCAAAUCCCUCUGUGUCUGUACCUUUAUGGAAUCGCCAUGACAACAGUCUGUUGCUCUCAGCUGAUCCUGAUGUCCUUCAGCAGCUGCAGGAGAAAUAUGGUGAGGAGAAUGUGGCCAAGAGGAUGGUGUUUCUUGAGGUGGAAGGAUGAAAGUGGUCGACGGUUCAGAGACAAAGAAUAUGGACAAGAGUAUAAUUAUCCAUGAUGUAGAAUUUCAGUUUCCACGUUUGUUUAUUAUUGGCCAUGCCAACACUUUAACAUAAAACUACACAUUUUUUACUGUUUCUUCAUAUUGCUGUUCUUACUGACUUUAUUUGAAAAACCAAAUAUAAAUUUAGAUUUAGAAUGAAUGAAUUGAAAAUUGUAAUGUAAAUUAUGGCAGUAAUAUUGGCUGUGAUGCACCUUUUUGUUAGAUUACAGAAUCUUUGGUGUGUUUUAGUUUAAAAAUACUUAUUUGUAUGUUCAUCCUUUUUAAUGCAUUUUAUGUGCUUCUGCUUUAAUUCCAUAAUAAAUAUGUUUUUACUUCUUA
Messenger RNA from Melanotaenia boesemani (Boeseman's rainbowfish), 2875 nucleotides. It is a transcript of the gene terf2ip, whose product is annotated as telomeric repeat binding factor 2, interacting protein. NCBI's taxonomy places the organism in Eukaryota, Metazoa, Chordata, Actinopteri, Atheriniformes, Melanotaeniidae. The transcript is spliced from 9 exons. Gene Ontology annotation, molecular function: telomeric repeat DNA binding. Bases 325 to 2496 code for a protein of 723 amino acids. Gene Ontology annotation, cellular component: shelterin complex. Gene Ontology annotation, biological process: regulation of DNA-templated transcription; telomere maintenance via telomere lengthening. The record is from RefSeq and is a predicted model, not a curated record.